AGUUAUACAUAUAUUUAUAUAUCAUAUUUAUAAAUAAACCCUCGUACUAUUAAUAUUUACACACAUUUCUCUCAAGUUCGGUAAUACAUUACUGAUUACUCUGUAGAAGCAAGUCUCUCUCUCUCUCUCUUGUUUCUCUCUCUAAAUUCAAACUGCUUCACAAAGAAAGAAAUGUUGAGAAGGGCGCUGCUCCAAGCUUCCACACGCGGUCUCUUCUCGUCUUCUCCACUGUCUCUCGCAUCUCUGCGGCAAUGCUCUUCGUCUUCUUCCUCACACAAUUCUCAAAUUUCAAACGAUCAUUUCGUCGAACACUUGGACGACACACCUCAACCACCAGCCACCGCCACCAUCUCCAUCGAUCGCUCCUCCUUGUACCACCCUCCCGAGCAUUCCCACGAACCGUCUGCUGAUUCUGAGCUCGUUAAGCACCUCAAGAACAUCAUCAAGUUCAGAGGGGGGCCAAUUACAGUUGCUGAGUAUAUGGAAGAGGUGUUAACGAAUCCGAAAGAUGGGUUUUACAUGAAUCGGGAUGUAUUUGGAGCCGGGGGCGACUUUAUUACCUCCCCAGAAGUGAGCCAGAUGUUUGGAGAGAUGGUUGGCGUUUGGGCAAUGUGCCUUUGGGAGCAAAUGGGACAACCAAAAGGAGUUAACUUAGUCGAACUCGGACCAGGCAGAGGAACUCUUUUGGCCGAUCUUUUGCGCGGUGCGUCGAAAAUCAAGAACUUCACAGAGUCAUUGGAAAUACAUAUGGUUGAAGUUAGCCCGGCAUUGCAGAAACUCCAGUAUCAAAACUUGAAGUGCGUGACUGAAGACGGUGGCGAUGAAAAUGAAGAGAAAAGGUGUAUUAGCACAUUAGCUGGGAAGUGAUGUGUCCUUUGAUACCAAGGAAGGAGCUUUUCUCAAGUACAACUUUGGUGCUAGCUUCACAAAUGCUGAUCUUAUAGCUGCGGUGACUCUGUAAGUUGGUGUCAAUUGCUUGUUCUUGUUUGUUUAUCCUAAAUUUAUUGAAAUUAUAAUCUGGGCAACUGAUAAAACAUGCACUCAGUUGCCUUCGUUUACAUUUCCAAAUUCUUUUCCAUCAUCUAUAAUACGAUUUCCCGUAAAACAUAAACAAAAAUUACUAUCAUGCUCAAAAUCUUUUCUCACAAAACCAUUCUCCCAAAAUGAAAUAUGUUCGUUUGCAUUUCAAAACCCCUUUUCUCGUUUACCACCAUUUCAAAAUUCUCUUGAUUUUACCAUUUCCCGAACAUGUAAAAAAACAUUACUCCCAUUCUCAAAAUCUUUUCCCAAAAAGAAAUAUGUUUCGUUUACGUUUCAAAAUCCCUUUUAUCAUUCGAGAACUGCAUAAAUCGGUGUUUUGUUUACCAUUCAAGAGCCUCUCAACUUUACUUAUACCCUCAACAUAUAAUAAACAAACAUUACCCCCAUUCUUCAAUUUUUUUUCCCAAAACACUAUUCUCCCAAAAUGGAAUCAAACAUAAAGUCUGUGGUUUACGUAUGCCCGAUAAAAUUCUGAAUCUGCCAUUUUCUUGGUGUAGGAACAACAAGUUUGAUUUGGUGAGUGCAUCAUACUACCACACAGUGAGCCCAUUGACCAACACUGCAGUGGGUGGAGAGUUUACCCACAGCUUCUCGAGCAGCGAGAACACCAUCACAGUUGGCACUCAGCAUUCACUGGACCCACUCACCAACGUGAAAGCACGUGUGAACAAUGCUGGCAAGGUUAGUGCUCUGAUCCAGCACGAGUGGCGCCCAAAGUCUCUCAUCACCGUUUCUACUGAAGUCGAUGCCAAAGCUUUCGACAAGAGUGCCAAAUUUGGCUUGGCUUUGGCCCUCAAGCCUUAAACGAUUCUUCCUUUUUUUGGGGUUUGAAUGAGAAUUGAACUUGUCGUGUUGGGUGCUUGUAGAAAGACAAUUAGGCUGUUGGUUGAUUUCCUAAUUCCAUUUGACUAUAUAACGACUUUUCUUUCUCGUUUAACAGCUGAACACUUUUUGAGCCUGAAAUUUUCUUAAAUC
Messenger RNA from Erythranthe guttata (spotted monkey flower), 2016 nucleotides. NCBI's taxonomy places the organism in Eukaryota, Viridiplantae, Streptophyta, Magnoliopsida, Lamiales, Phrymaceae. The record is from RefSeq and is a predicted model, not a curated record.